This is a messenger RNA of Drosophila obscura, 2403 nucleotides long. RefSeq names its product thiamine transporter 1. Gene Ontology annotation, molecular function: vitamin transmembrane transporter activity. Bases 804 to 2156 code for a protein of 450 amino acids. Gene Ontology annotation, biological process: transmembrane transport; vitamin transport. Gene Ontology annotation, cellular component: plasma membrane. The transcript is spliced from 5 exons. The record is from RefSeq and is a predicted model, not a curated record. Lineage: Eukaryota; Metazoa; Arthropoda; Insecta; Diptera; Drosophilidae.
GCUGGCAAGUCUCGCGCACUGCACAGAUGCUGCGCUGCGCUGUUGCUCUGUCGCGUCGUUCUGUUGCGUUGUUGUGAUGUAACAGGCCAGGCGACAGCAUGAAAUCAAAGUUUAUUCAUGGCCACACAAUUGAUUUUAAUUGAUUUGCGGUUGUUCCAUGCAUUUGUUGCUUUUAUAAGGUACAUUAUAAUUCGAUAUAAGUGUUGUUUUUGUGUGAAAAAUCGAUAACAAAAAGUUGUGAGAGAGAGAGAGCUAGAAAGUUCUUUGAUUCGAUCUUAAAGUCAACAGCGGCCACACGUGUAGGGUGUCUGAAAAUUGAUAGCCUGUACCCACCUGUACGCUUCGAUCGAACAGACAGAUAUACGUAUAUAUACGUAUUAUGUACAAUGUGUGAUUGCUUGCGCUUAAAUGUUUAUUUGACAUUCACAAAGUAAACGUGUGUGUGCGAAACGCCGGUUGUCGUGGCGUUAGGUGCUGUUCUGUUCAUUAUAAAUCUUUGAAUUAUCUAACAAUCGUUUGAACAGAGAUUUCCGUGUAAAUACAAAAAUAUAAAUAGGGUUGUUUAGAGUGAUAAUGGCCAUCCAGAGAGUGCAAAGAUUAGAUUGAAUGCCGGUGUCCAUGGCCUGAUACAACAAAUGGGGUCUCUGUGUAUCGCUAAAAAGCGCUUAACCAAACAACAAAGCCCAACCAGCAAUUCAUUCCACGAAUGCGGAAAGCCAGAUCCAACCUAACGGCAUACGCUAUACGCUAUACCACCUUACGUUACAUUACGUUACGCGCGCUACCGUUACACAAUUGCCACAAUGAAAGAGUGGCUGAAAAUUUCCUGCCUGCUAUGCAUCUUUGGAUGUGUGCGCGAGAUCCGACCCUCAGAGCCGUACGUCACGGAAUUUCUAUUGGGUCCCUGGCGUAAUAUCACCGAAACUCAGCUCACCCAUGAUGUCUAUCCCGUGGGCACAUAUGCGUACAUGGUGCAAUUGGUCUUUGUAUUCCUCAUAACCGACUUUCUGCGCUACAAGCCGCUCAUCAUCACAAUUGGAGCCACUGGUGUAAUCAUCUGGAGCAUGCUCAUCUGGAGCACUAGCUUGUUGUCCCUGCAGAUUCUGGAGGUCUUCUAUGGCACCUACAUGGCGGCAGAGGUGGCCUACUUUACGUACAUCUAUGCCAAAGUGGAUAAAAAGUAUUAUCCCCGCGUCACCUCGCACACAAGAGCUGCCAUGUUUGUGGGAAAGUUGGUAUCCGGCAUUACCGCCCAGCUGAUGAUCAAUCUGGAGCUGAUGAACUACAAGGAACUCAACUAUAUAACGCUGGCCACUCAAAUUAUGGCCAUGCUGUGGGCCUUUGGUCUGCCCCGAGUGGACAAGAGCCUGUACUUUCAUCGCGAGGAGACGUGUGACACACCAGAAGCCAUAUCCGAUCAGUCAUCGUAUACGCAAACCGAGUUGCCAGGUGAUUCCAGCAUGGAGGUGUCCAGCCAGACACAGCCGAAGUUGCUUAGGGCCAUGCUUUUGCUGUGGCUUCACUUUCGAAGUGCGUAUACCAAUGGCCGCGUGAUCCAGUGGAGCCUUUUGUAUGCCAUCGGCCUGGCUGGCUACCUGCAGGUCACCUACUACAUGCAGAUACUGUGGAAAGUGAUCGAACCAGAGCCGUUGAUAGCAUGGAACGGAGCUGUGGAUGCAGUGCUAACCGCAUUGGCUGCACUGAGUGCCUUGGCCGCCGGUUAUCUGCACACAGAUCGACUUAGUUCGCGCACAAGUCUGCUUAUUUUGGCAUUCUUCUCUGCGUUGGAAGGAGGCUGUGUGCUAAUCUGCUGCUGGACAAACAAUAUCUAUUGGUCCUAUGUGGGAUUUGUGUUGUUUGGUGCCCUCUAUGGAUUCACCAUCACAGUGUCCAGCGCUGAGGUGGCCCGGCACCUGCAGGAGGAUAGCUUUGGUCUAGUGUUUGGCUUCAAUACGCUGAUUGCACUCAUUUUCCAGUCCCUGCUGACCAUUAUAUUUGUCACAGAGACGGGCUUUGAACUCGACGCUGUGGGACAGUUCACGGCCUAUGCCUUCUAUUUCAUUGCCGUGGGCAUUCUCUAUUUGAUAUCAGUUCUCGUGGAAUAUCUCUGGUUUCGAGCAGCCACCAGGGAGAAGCUGGACGAUACUUUGGAAUAGUUUUAGAUGCAUUUAGCAAACGUACUUAAAGUCACCUGUUGGUGGUGCACAAAUUUAAUUAGUUUAAGUGAAACCUGUUCCUUUAAGUUCUCGUUUCUGCGAUUUCUCUGUACGAUAAUGUGAUUGUAUUCCAGGAAAGAUUGAUGGAAAAAGUUUAGCUAAUCAUUGUGUAGAUAUGUUCCAUAUAUAGAAAGCAAACCCCCAAUCUGUCUCAAGUGUCGCGGAAUAAAGACCUGCUUUUAUAGAC